AUAUCAUAUCCAACAUGCUUUUUCUAAUUAUUCCCCUGUCAUUAAAUUCCGACAACCUCGGCGAUUUCCGUGGUAGAUCGAUCAAGCAACCACAUUUUCUUUCUUUCUGAAAGACAAAAACAAAAAGAAACAGAGGAGAAAACGAGACGACGACAACCAAGUAGACAAAAGAAGGCGUCGUUCUUCCCUUUUUUUCUCCUCUCUCUCUCUCUCUAGUCUCUCCUUUACGGCGUACGUUUGGUCAAAAUGGGUUCCAGUAAACUGAAACGCGCCAUUGGAGCCGUGAAAGAUCAAACAAGCGUAGGAUUAGCCAAAGUUGGAGGUCGAAGCAGCUCUUUAACGGAACUCGAAAUAGCCGUCGUGAAAGCCACGCGGCACGACGAGUAUCCAGCAGAGGAGAAAUACAUCAGAGAGAUCUUAAACCUAACGUCUUACUCACGCAAUUACGUUAGCGCAUGUGUGGCAACUCUCUCGAGACGUCUCAACAAGACCAAGAACUGGUCGGUUGCUCUCAAAACCUUGAUUUUGAUCCAACGGCUGUUAGCAGAUGGCGAUCGAGCCUACGAGCAAGAGAUCUUCUUCGGAACAGGACGAGGAACCAGGUUGCUUAACAUGUCUGAUUUCAGAGAUGCGAGUCAGUCUGAUUCCUGGGAUUACUCUGCUUUUGUUCGGACUUACGCUUUGUAUUUGGACGAAAGGCUUGACUUCCGGAUGCAAGGAAAGAGAGGGAAACACGGCGGUGAUUGUGAUUCCGGCGGCCAGGAAGAUGAUCAUCAAGAAACCAAAACCGAUAUUCGGUCAAGAGCUCUUGUGGUGAAGUCUAAACCGGUCGCAGAGAUGAAAACAGAGAAAAUUUUCAUUAGAGUACAUCAUUUACAACAGCUUCUUGAUCGGUUCUUAGCUUGCCGUCCAACAGGUAAUGCGAAGAACAACAGAGUGGUGAUUGUGGCUUUGUAUCCGAUAGUAAAAGAGAGUUUUCAGAUAUACUAUUACAUAACAGAGAUAAUGGGAGUAUUUAUAGAUCGAUUCAUGGAACUAGAUAUUCAUGAUUCGAUCAAAGUCUAUGAAAUCUUCUGUCGAGUUUCUAAACAAUUCGACGAGUUAGAUCCGUUUUACGGAUGGUGUAAGAACAUGGGAGUUGCAAGAUCUUCAGAGUAUCCAGAAUUGGAAAAGAUCACACAGAAGAAACUUGAUCUCAUGGAUGAGUUUAUCAAAGAUAAAUCAGCUUUAGCUGCACAAACAACAAAAUCAUCAUCAAAAAAGUCUGUGGAGGAGGAGGAGAAUAAAACAGAGGAAACUAAAGAAAUUCAAGAAGAUUUAAACUCCAUUAAAGCUUUACCAGAACCGGAACACGUCGAAGAAGAAGAAAAGAUGGAAACAAAGGGAGAUGUUGAGGAAGUGGCUUCAAGACAUGACCAAGAGGGUGAUUUGCUGGAUUUAACGGAUGAAGCAGGUGCAACAGCAGGAACUGUUGGUGACAGUUUGGCUUUAGCGUUGUUCGAUGGAGCCGUUGGGACUGAAAGCGCCUCUGGACCAGGGUGGGAAGCGUUUAACGAUGAUUCGACAGAUUGGGAGACGGCAUUGGUGAAAUCGGCAACGAGAUUGUCGGGACAAAAGAGUGAGCUUGGAGGAGGAUUUGAUAGUUUGUUGCUUGAUGGAAUGUAUCAGUACGGUGCAGUUAAUGCUGGGGUCAAAACGUCUACUGCUUAUGGAAGUAGUGGAAGUGCGAGUAGUGUGGCUUUUGGUUCUGCAGGAAGACCAGCAGCCUCAAUGUUGGCAUUGCCAGCGCCGCCACCGACAACCAACAGAAGCACCAGUUCGGUAAUGGUUGACCCAUUCGCGGCAUCGCUAGAGGUGGCUCCACCAGCGUACGUGCAAAUGAAUGAUAUGGAGAGAAAACAAAGAUUGUUAAUGGAAGAACAAAUAAUGUGGGAUCAAUACAACAGAAAUGGAAGACAAGGUUACAUGCAUUUCGGACAAAACCAACAACAACAACAACAACAUUAUCAGCCUCCAUACUCCAUGGGACCUUAUUCUUACACACCUCGCUAUUGAAGUUAUAUAAACAAAAAAAAACAAAAAAUCACCACUGAAGAGCUUGAAAGAAAGGUCCUUUUUUGUUGUCCCUCUAACAUUGUAAACUCUUUUGGUCAUUUUACUUUGUUAACUUGUAAGACGA
Messenger RNA from Camelina sativa (false flax), 2179 nucleotides. RefSeq names its product putative clathrin assembly protein At4g02650. The record is from RefSeq and is a predicted model, not a curated record. Gene Ontology annotation, cellular component: clathrin-coated vesicle; clathrin-coated pit. Gene Ontology annotation, biological process: clathrin coat assembly; vesicle budding from membrane; clathrin-dependent endocytosis. Gene Ontology annotation, molecular function: phosphatidylinositol-4,5-bisphosphate binding; clathrin heavy chain binding; 1-phosphatidylinositol binding. Lineage: Eukaryota; Viridiplantae; Streptophyta; Magnoliopsida; Brassicales; Brassicaceae.